UGGGUCUGUUAGUUGUCGUCUGGGAAAUGGCGGCAGCGGGCUUGGUAGCUGUGGCUACAGCUGCAGAAUAUUCUGGCCCGGUAGCGUCGGGAGGUAGCCUUUCCGGUGUUAACUGCGGCCCAAGCUCUGGGGCAGGACCCGGUCCUGGCCCAGGCUCGUGGAGCCGCUCCCUUGAUCGGGCGCUGGAGGAGGCGGCGGUGACCGGGGUGCUGAGCCUGAGCGGCCGGAAACUGAGGGAGUUUCCCCGCGGAGCGGCCAACCACGACCUGACGGACACCACCCGGGCGGAUCUGUCACGAAAUCGCCUCUCAGAAAUUCCCAUAGAAGCCUGUCACUUUGUUUCUCUUGAGAAUCUCAACUUAUAUCAAAAUUGUAUUCGGUAUAUACCAGAGGCAAUCCUAAACCUACAGGCUCUGACAUUCUUAAAUAUUAGUCGGAACCAACUGUCAACACUGCCAGUACAUUUGUGUAAUUUGCCAUUGAAAGUCUUAAUUGCGAGUAAUAACAAAUUGGUCUCACUUCCAGAAGAACUUGGACAUCUCAGACAUUUAACAGAACUUGAUGUAAGCUGCAAUGAAAUUCAAACAAUACCUUCCCAAAUUGGUAAUUUGGAGGCCUUAAGAGACCUUAACGUAAGAAGAAAUCACUUAGUACGUUUGCCUGAAGAGCUGGCAGAAUUGCCUUUAAUACGUUUAGACUUCUCCUGCAAUAAAAUUACAACAAUCCCUGUUUGUUAUCGGAACCUAAGGCACCUACAGAUGAUUGCCCUAGAUAACAAUCCAUUACAGUCUCCUCCUGCACAGAUAUGUAUAAAAGGCAAAGUCCACAUAUUUAAGUACCUGAACAUACAGGCUUGUAAGAUUGCUCCAGAUCUGCCAGAUUAUGACAGGAGACCCUUGGGUUUUGGCUCCUGCCACGAAGAACUAUACUCAGGUCGCCCUUAUGGAGCUCUUGAUUCAGGUUUCAAUAGUGUUGACAGUGGUGAUAAGAGAUGGUCAGGGAAUGAACCUACAGAUGAAUUUUCAGAUUUACCUCUUCGAGUAGCAGAAAUUACUAAAGAACAAAGACUACGAAGAGAAAACCAGUACCAAGAGAAUCGCAGCAGUUUAGUAGUAACAAAUGGUGGAGUGGAGCACGAUCUGGACCAGAUUGACUACAUUGACAGCUGUGCUGCUGAGGACGAAGAGGACGAGGCGAGGCAGCCCAGGGGCCUGGACUCAGGCAGCCUCAGUUCACAGUUCAUGGCCUACAUUGAACAACGGCGAAUCUCUCAUGAGGGUUCACCAGUAAAGCCAGUACCCAUGAGGGAGUUUCAAAAAACAGAAGACAUGAGAAGAUAUUUACAUCAAAACAGGGUUCCAGUUGAGCCAUCUCUCUUGUCACUAUCACCAAGUCACAAUCAGCCAUCACAUACAGACUUUGAACUUCAUCGGAGGAGAGAACAAUUAGUAGAGCGUGCUCGGAGAGAGGCGCAGCUUGCCGCCUUACAGUAUGAAGAGGAGAAAAUAAGGACCAAGCAGAUUCAGAGAGAUGCUGUCCUGGACUUUGUCAAGCAAAAAGCCUCACACAGUCCACAAAAACAGCCCCCCUUCGAUGGCGAGUGUCCCUUCCCAUCCAGAAGGUCUCAGCACACUGAUGAUAGUGCCUUGUUAGUGUCGCUGUCAGGGUUGAAUCAGGUGGGCUGUGCUGCUACCCUGACUCAUUCGUCUGCCUUCACACCUGUUAAGAAUGAUGACAGAUCUAAUGCUGUGUCAAGUUCACCUACAACAGAAACAGUUCAUCAUUUCCCUGCAUAUUCUUUUCCUGCUGCUAUGCAGAGAAACCAACCCCAGCGCCCAGAGAGCUUCCUUUUCCGAUCAGCUGCCAGAGCGGAAGCAAAUAAAGGUCAUGCUUCACCCCUUCUUUCGUCUUCUGCAACCACUACUGAUUCUACAGAUCCCGUAACGAGACAGAAUUCAAGGCAGAGAGAAGAAGAACUGGAAUCAAUAGAUCAGCUACGGAAACAUAUUGAGUACCGGCUGAAAGUAUCUCUGCCUUGUGAUCUUGGAGCAGCUCUAACUGAUGGUGUUGUUCUUUGCCAUUUGGCCAAUCACGUGCGGCCUCGAUCUGUCCCAAGUAUUCAUGUUCCCUCACCAGCUGUACCUAAAUUAACAAUGGCAAAGUGCAGGCGAAAUGUGGAGAAUUUCCUAGAAGCUUGCAGAAAAAUUGGUGUACCUCAGGACAAUCUUUGUUCCCCUUCUGACAUCCUUCAGCUAAACCUCAGCGUUAAGAAAACUGUUGAAACACUACUUUCUCUUGGGGCACAUUCAGAAGAAUCCAGUUUUGUCUCUCUGUCUAUCCAGCUUUUGGGUUUUGUGGCAUUUUAUUGUACUUUAAUGCUGUCUCUCUGUAUGCUUUAUUAUGGGAUCUUCCCCCUCUAGCAGACAUUGCAUUCCCAUGGUUUUCCACCUCAUUCCUGUGCUUGGUAAAGGAGGUUUGUUUCUUUGUUCAGAAAUAUUUACAUAAGUGCUUUUUUCCUGGCCAUCAGAGAGCGAACCAAUAAAGUAGAUUAACCCUUUCCUCAUAUGUCCAGGUGAGCAGCCCAUCACAUUAGUGAGCAUUUAUGAGGACUAACAAAGAGUAAAAGACCAGCAUUUUUUCUCCUGGUGAUUGAUCUAUUCUCCUGGCCUGUGGUGUUGUUUUCAUUAAGUGCUGAAGCAUUUCUAUUAAUACAAUCCUGAGCCUGUUCUUAGAAUAUGACUAAGAACUUUAUUUUCAAAUUACAUAAUAAAAUUCCCAUCUGGCCAUUUUUCCAUGCCUGAACACCCCUUAUGUGUUGAAAUUGUAAGUUGCUGAACGUUUUCAGCAGCUGCUCAUAAGGAAAAGAAUCAUACCCUUUCUGGUUUGCGGGGCAUGUGGUCACCUGAAUCCCUGUAUUGAACUGUGCCCUGAAAUCUCCCUUUCUGCUUUCUGGGCAUCUGGAAGGCACUAGUCAUUUAAUUUUUUUAAUUUUAAUUUGAUCAGAAUUUUCAGUCCCAAGGUCAUAUAGUUUCUCUAUCUGGAUGGCUGUUCCGAGCCUGACCUGCACAUUUCAGUACAUGACAAGCAAGCGGGCUGGAGCCGACUUCGCAGGGGUGGGCGCCUGUCCAGAUUUACUGUGUGUUUAUCUUUAAUUAAACUUCACUUCUAGAAUCCUAUUGAGAAUUUAAAAUUGUAAUGUAUGUAAUUACCAAUACAUUUGAACAUCUUCAUAGGUGAACUUGUAUUUCAUAGGCUGUUGAGAUUAUGGCAACAGUAGUAGGUAAAGUGUUAGGCAGCAGUCCGUGUUCUGUGCCCAAGGCAGUGAAGACUGUCGCUUCACAUUGUUCCUUAGUAUAUCAGCUGCUAGCCUGGAUGCUUGAACUGCUUUACAAUUGCACGUUCUAGUUCUCAUGAAUAGUGUUUCUGAACGUUCAGGACCCUGAACUCCGUAUCAAAAUUGGCCAACUGAACACAAGUAUGAAGGGGAGUAACAUGCUGUUGUGGAAGCCGGCCUGAUUGCUCCCAUUUCCUUCCAUAUUAAACGAGACAGUUACCACAUUAAAAAGUGUUUACUGUUAAGCUAAAGUAUUGAACACUGUGUUGGAAACUUUAGUUUUAUACAGUAAUAAUGUCUUUCAGGGUUGGGGAGGGAAGGGGUCAUGUUUCUAACAUGUUUCUGAGUCAGGGAAUCAUUCAAUUUAUAGACUUUUUUCCCUUUUAAAAAAACACCUUAUCUAAAAUACACUGUCUUGUGUGUGGUUUUGCGGGAGUAACUGCAUUCUUUUCAAAAUACACAGGUUCCCUCUAAGCAGCUGAAGGUAACCCUUCAUCUGGAGAGCAUGGCCUCUGAGGACAUGUCUCGGUCACAGGCCGCACAGGCCGCAGGGCCACCGCCGAGAAUCAGGUCUCUGCCAGGAGCAGAGCACCCUGAUCCUCCGUUUACGUGUAGUUAACCCUUACUCGCAGUCACACUCAAAGUAUUUAUACAAAGUUGAUAGUUUUACAAGUGCAAAAGACAGCAGUUACCUUGUUUUAUCAGAUGAGUAUUUUUUUAAAGAAAUAAGCAUAAAGACAAAUGACUGCUCAAAAUAAAUACUUGCUAUAUUUUUUAUUGCAACUUAUUUUGUAAGUCUUCCCAAUAAUAUAGUAGUGCCAAUGAAAAGCUGAGAAAAAUCCAGUUAUCUUACUUAAUAUGUACAGUUUUUUUUAAUGAAACCAGAAUUCCCCUUUGUCCUUUGUGAGAGCAGUCUCUUCUUUCUGAAUGUUUAGUGUUAACAGAAAAACCAGUGGGAGGUGUUAUUGUUAACAUAUGCCUUUUUCUCUUACAAGAAAGGAUCAACCAAACAAAUUAAUGAGAGAAACAAGAUAGAAGUAUUUCACUUCCUUAAGUGAACAUGUAAAUGGUUUUUAAAUACAUGGUAAUUAAGUUAUUCCUGAUUAAGCUCACAUCAUAAUUCUCCAGUAUAAUUUAUUUCAUUAAAUACCAGCAGGAUAUGAAAUACUUUUUCAAAUACAGUUUCUUUUUUUUUUUUUUUUUAUUUUAUAAUUCAGGUUUUCAGCUAAUUCAAAUGCAGUCCUUCCAUGCAUUACCCAAGGUGUAGGGUAAAGUUUCUCAGAUAAAUCUAAAGAAUACACUUCAGUUUCUUCCCACGACCCCUGCCCAGUCCGGGGGCUCUGAAGGGGGAGAGCCCUGCUUUCCGGUCCCAGGGCAGGCCUCCCUGUCCAGUGCAGUGUGGGGACGGCAUGGAACAAUCUCGCAUUCCUAGGGCAUGUCAUUUCCAAAGUGCUUUCUUCUACCAUGUUAUAUCUUUGCAGGCUGGAGCCAUCUAUCUGGAAUAAUGUGUAACUUUUUCUAUUUUCACCGUACUGGUCUGCAUUGCUUGUAUUUAUCAGGAAUGAAGAACGUUGCUUUCGCUCCAUAGUGUUCUGUUUAUCCUCUGUUGUAUGUGUAAGUGUAUCUAACCCAUCCAUUUUCCACUUUUCAAAACGGUCUGUAUGUACUUUCGGUUAUGUUAAUAAAGUGAUACUGUCAGAUAUCAUCCCUGUGUAGUUCAUAUUAACAGAGGUCAGUUUCCUAGGUACUGACUUGUCAUAUCUCAGUUGAUUGUUAUGAGUGGGAGGAGAUGCUUGUUUUUUCUUUUCAGUUCUGUGAUGUUCAUCCUAUUUUCUCUUGUGUUUGUUUUUAUGUCACAUUAUCCCA
Artibeus jamaicensis (Jamaican fruit-eating bat) is the source of this 5200-nucleotide messenger RNA. It is a transcript of the gene LRCH3, whose product is annotated as leucine rich repeats and calponin homology domain containing 3. Gene Ontology annotation, molecular function: protein binding. The transcript has 21 exons. The coding region runs from base 27 to 2420 and encodes 797 amino acids. Lineage: Eukaryota; Metazoa; Chordata; Mammalia; Chiroptera; Phyllostomidae. The record is from RefSeq and is a predicted model, not a curated record.